Hermetia illucens (black soldier fly) is the source of this 1478-nucleotide messenger RNA. RefSeq names its product rhodopsin-like. Gene Ontology annotation, cellular component: membrane. Gene Ontology annotation, molecular function: G protein-coupled receptor activity. The coding region runs from base 207 to 1328 and encodes 373 amino acids. The record is from RefSeq and is a predicted model, not a curated record. Gene Ontology annotation, biological process: visual perception; G protein-coupled receptor signaling pathway; phototransduction. The transcript has 3 exons. Lineage: Eukaryota; Metazoa; Arthropoda; Insecta; Diptera; Stratiomyidae.
UUCGACGCUUGUUCUUGUUCGGUCCUCAGAGUAUGCACCACUCCAGUGAAUAUUAGUUUGUGACUACACGGCUAUUUUUGCGAAAGUGAAAUUGGCCGUUGUUUUGUUUUUGGAGGAAAAAAAUCGAUAAAUUCCUCGAAAAGGCAUCGCUACAAACGAAUAUUUUCCUUUAACUCAAAGUGAAAAAAUAGGAUUUAAAUUUUAAAAUGGUAUUUUCGCGGGUUAGCGACGCCUUCACCGGUCCCCUGGGCAGUGGCAAUGCAUCGGUGGUGGAUAUGGUUCCACAGGACAUGCUGUACUUGGUAGAUGAUUAUUGGUACCAAUUUCCUCCGAUGAACCCUCUCUGGCACGGCAUCCUGGGCUUCGCUAUCACAAUUACCGGAAUCCUUUCGAUGGUCGGGAAUUUUGUCGUCAUUUUCAUCUUUACUACGACGAAAGCCUUGCGGACACCUUCCAAUCUCUUCGUAGUGAACUUGGCAGUUUCUGACUUCUUGAUGAUGUUGACUAUGUUCCCACCAAUGGUCAUGAAUUGCUACUACGAGACGUGGGUCCUUGGACCCCUAAUGUGCGAGAUUUACGGGAUGUGUGGAUCGUUGUUUGGAUGUGUUUCGAUUUGGUCGAUGACUAUGAUCGCCUUCGAUCGAUACAAUGUCAUUGUCAAGGGUCUGGCAGGAAAACCUUUGACCACUAGUGGAGCUUGCGCAAGGCUGGCUUUCGUUUGGACCGCAUGCUUCAUAUGGACACUGAUGCCAUUGUUUGGAUGGAAUCGUUACGUGCCUGAGGGUAAUAUGAGCGUGUGUGGAACUGAUUAUUUGACCAAGGACUGGACUAGCCGAUCAUACAUUUUGGUUUAUUCAUGCUUUGUGUAUUUCACUCCAUUACUUUUGAUUAUCUAUUCAUACUACUUUAUUGUUAAGGCUGUUUCUCAGCAUGAAAAAAUCAUGCGUGAGCAAGCGAAAAAGAUGAACGUCGCCUCAUUGCGAUCAACUGAGGAAGCUAGCAAGAGCAUCGAAGCAAGGUUGGCGAAAAUUGCCUUGUUUACCAUUUCGUUAUGGUUCUUUGCAUGGACUCCUUAUUUGAUCAUCAAUUACACUGGCAUCUUCGAAACAAUGAAGAUUUCACCAUUGAAUACCGUAUGGGGAUCUCUGUUUGCCAAGUGUAAUGCAGUCUAUAAUCCAAUUGUUUACGGAAUUAGUCAUCCAAAAUAUCGACAAGCUCUCUUCAAGAGGUUCCCGUGCCUCUCUUGUGGUGCAGACGAAGACCAAUCAGACAUACCCUCUCAAGCUACAACGCAAGAAAAGCAAUCAAUUGCCCCGUCGAAUGCAUAAUUUCAUACCUUUGGAUAAGUUUAAGGAGACAAUGGGUUAUGGCGGAUCUUUUGUUUUUUAAUUUGUAAUUUUGUUAUUGCGACCUUACGAUGAAAAUUUGGACAGAGAAACCUAAUGGAAAUGAAUAAAUGUUAGCAUGCCUCUAGAUGA